Messenger RNA from Ipomoea triloba (trilobed morning glory), 2743 nucleotides. Its product is annotated as receptor-like kinase TMK4. The transcript is spliced from 2 exons. Bases 1 to 2658 code for a protein of 885 amino acids. Gene Ontology annotation, biological process: protein phosphorylation. The record is from RefSeq and is a predicted model, not a curated record. Gene Ontology annotation, molecular function: ATP binding; protein kinase activity; protein binding. NCBI's taxonomy places the organism in Eukaryota, Viridiplantae, Streptophyta, Magnoliopsida, Solanales, Convolvulaceae.
AUGACCUACUACCAGAAAUGUCUAUUCCUUUACCGCUUACUAUUCUGUCUCAGCUUCCUCUCUCUUUCGUUUUCCGACGACGCCACAGUCAUGUCCAAGCUCUUCGCCGCUAUUUCUCCGGCGCCCUCUGGCUGGUCCAUCUCCAAAGACCACUGUACAUGGACUAAUGUUGAAUGCGCUAAGUCCACUGGCAGCGUAGUCUCCAUCAACCUCGAUUCCCAGUCCAUUUCCGGUGAAAUCCCUUCGGAGCUCACACAGCUCGCGUCCCUUCGAUCACUUUCUCUCCGGGGUAACUUCCUCUCCGGGUCUUUGCCGUCUUUCGCAAACAUGUCCGACCUUGAAGAACUCUACUUAGAUAACAACAAAUUCAGCUCAAUCCCCAGUGGUUUCCUCUUGGGUGUUCCUAAUUUACAGACUUUCAGCAUUUCCGAGAAUGGAAAUCUCGGCCCAUGGCAGAUUCCAAGCUAUUUGAUCGGAAGCACAAACUUGAAUGUUUUCCAUGCCAGCAACGCCAGUAUCACGGGAGCCAUUCCAGAUUUCUUCGAUUCUUUCCCGAAUCUUCAGAACCUGAGAUUAUCCUACAAUAACCUCACAGGACCUCUGCCCUGGUCGAUUGGAAGGUCCAAGAUACAGAAUUUGUGGCUGGAUAACCAAAAACAGGGCCUCUCCGGGACUAUUGAUGUGAUUUCCUCAAUGACCCAACUCUCCCAAGUAUGGCUUCAAGGUAAUGCCUUCACGGGUCCGAUUCCUGACCUUUCCAAAUGCCUAAAUCUAUUCGAUUUGCAGCUCGGGGACAACCAACUUACAGGGGUUGUACCAGUUUCAUUAGCUUGUCAUCAAAAUUUGGAGAACAUCACUCUUCAGAACAACAAAUUGCAGGGUCCUAUGCCUCUGUUUGGCAAUAAGGUGAAGGCCACUCUUGGGGAUACUAAUAGUUUCUGUAAGGAUACACCUGGACCUUGUGAUCCACAGGUCACUGCGCUUCUUGCCAUUGCUGGUGGUCUUGGAUAUCCAAUCAGGCUUGCCCAAUCUUGGAAAGGGAAUAAUGCAUGCCAGAACUGGGCAUAUAUAAUUUGUCAUUCGCAGGGGAAGAAUGUGACAACUGUGAAUCUUGGAAAUCUGCGUUUCUCAGGUACUAUUUCACCAGAUUUUUCGAAAUUGACUUCAUUGAGGAACCUGUAUUUGAAUGACAAUAAUCUUACCGGUCCAAUUCCGGAAAUCUUGACAACUUUGCCUCAUCUUCAAGUCCUUGACGUUUCUAAUAACAAUUUGUCCGGGCCUAUACCCUCUUUUCCACCUGCUGUAAAGAUUUCUAUUCAUGGUAACUUAUUUCUUGGGAAGAAUGUGUCUAUCGGUAGUGGAUCACCGGGUUCAGGUCGGACUGCAAAUGCUCACAAUGACAGUCCAUCAUCUGGAAAUUCAAAUGUGUCCUCGAUGUCAGGCGGAAUGUUUGUUGUUGUGGUUAUAGUUGUUGUUAUGGUUGUUCUAGUUGUGCUGUUUGUGUUUUACAAGUGGUACAUGAAGCGGGAGCAUAAGAGAUUUGGAAGGACUAAGAAUCCUGAGAAGGGCACUCAGAUUUUGAAGACUAAUGAAAUGGGCACUGCUAUUAAAAUCCAAGUUCUUGAAAAAGCCACAAACUUUUUCAGUGAAGAGAGUGUGUUGGGGAGUGGAGGAUAUGGAGUGGUUUACCUAGGUAAACUAGACGAUGGCACAAAGGUUGCCGUGAAGAAGAUGAAGGAUGGGGCGGCGCCUACUAAAGGAAUGAAUGAGUUUCAAGCAGAAAUUGCAUUUCUUAGCAAAGUUAGGCAUAAGAAUUUGGUUGCACCGGUGGGUUAUUGUAUCAAUGACAACGAGAUGCUAUUGGUGUAUGAAUAUAUGCCCAAGGGUACAUUGGCUCAUCAUCUGUUUGAAUGGCGGAAGCGCGGUUUAGAUCCUCUAACUUGGAAGCAAAGGGUGACAAUUGCGUGGGACGUGGCUAGAGGAAUUGAGUAUCUUCAUAGCUUGACUCAUCCUCAAAGUUUCAUUCAUAGAGACAUAAAGUCCUCAAAUAUCCUUCUUAAUGAUGACAUAAGAGCUAAGGUUGCAGAUUUUGGAUUGGUCAAAAAAGCUCCGGAUGAUAAAUCUUCGGUUGAGACGCGAGUAGCUGGGACAUUUGGUUAUCUUGCACCAGAGUAUGCUAGAACUGGACGAGUCACAAAAAAAGUAGAUGUUUAUGCAUUCGGAGUUGUUUUGAUGGAGAUGAUCACUGGUAAAAAAGCAGUAGAUGAGACUUUACCUGAUGAGAUGUGUCAUUUAGUCACAUGGUUUCACAAGAUUAUUAAAAAAAGUCACAACCUUCAAAAGGCUAUUGACCCAACUCUUGAUCCUGAUGAUGAUGAACAAACAUUUGAGAGCAUUUCUAAGGUUGCAGAGUUGGCAGCUCACUGCACUACUAAUAAAUAUUAUCGUCGACCAAACAUGGAACAUGUUGUUAAUGUUCUUGGUCCCUUUGCACAUAAUUGGAGGCCAUUGAGACCGGAAGAAAUAGAAGAAAAGUUUGGUGGUCUUGACCGAAACAUCAGCCUUCCUCUUGUGUUUGAUGAUUCCUCUAUUGAAAGUUUGUCAUUCACAAAUGCUCAACACAAUGGACACCGCCUCAAUCAGAGUGCACAAUUUUAAUUUUUAAGAUCAUUAUGGACAUAGCUAGAAUUGUUGGUCUGGUGUUUGGACUACUUGAUGCAAAAUUUCUUUAAGGCUUUUGUGA